Molecule: messenger RNA, 906 nt
Organism: Notechis scutatus (mainland tiger snake)
Lineage: Eukaryota; Metazoa; Chordata; Lepidosauria; Squamata; Elapidae
Source: RefSeq, a predicted model, not a curated record
GGACUGCUUAUCUUAGGUGGCACAAAAUGGCGUCAGCACACACACAGUUACUAACACCAGCUUUUCACUAUAAUAUUUUGAAGCCCUAUGUGGCAGUAAUUACAGAUUCCACCAAAGUUAUGCUGGAUAAAUGGGAGAAGCUGAUUGCAAAGGAGCCCAUGAAGUCUUUGGAGAUGUUUGACCAUAUUAGUUUAAUGACUCUUGACAGCAUCAUGAAAUGUGCAUUCAGUCAAAAGAGCAAUUGCCAAACUGACAGAGACCUGGAUUAUUAUGUCCAAGCUGUGUCAGACUUAACUUUCCUGUCAUUUCAGAGAGUUGUCUCUACUAUACUUCGCAGUGAUUUCCUAUAUUCAUUUACCCCAUCAGGACAGCGUUUUAAACAGGCUUGUGAAUUGGCACAUCAUCAUACAGAAAAAGUAAUUGAAGAGAGAAAGAAAUCACUACAUAAUGAAAGAGAGCUUGAAAAGAUUAAAAAGAAGCGACAUUUGGAUUUUUUGGACAUUCUUCUUUGUGCCAAAUAUGAAGAUGGAACCGGACUAUCGGAUGAAGACCUCCAUGCUGAAGUGGACACUUUCAUGUUUGCAGGCCAUGACACAACAACCAUUGGCCUCUCUUGGCUACUCUAUAUAAUGGCUAAGCACCCAUAACAUUAGCAGAAAUGCAGAGAAGAAGUCAAGGAAAUCUUGGGGGAUCGGGAAGACAUCCAGUGGGAUGAUCUUGGUAAGAUGACCUAUUCCACGAUGUGCAUAAAAGGGAGUCUCCGUGUAUACUCCCCAGUUCCAACGGUGUCCCGAAAGCUCAGCAAACCUGUUACUUUCUUUGACGGACGCACUUUGCCUGAAGACAUUAUAGUUGCAGUUGACAUUCAUUCUCUUCAUAAAAACCCCAGCAUUUGGCCAGAGCCUU